UCAGGUGGUCACAACUGUCGAGAGCGGACUUUGCACUGAACCAUGGAGUCGCCAGGAAAGGACUCGCCUGUCCGAGACGGUUUCCACAGACUGGAGAUCCAGAAAACGACAUGGGAGGUCCCGAAGAGAUACGCAGCUCUGCGGCCGGUUGGCUCCGGAGCCUACGGGACGGUGUGCUCAGCCCAGGAUCAGCAGACCAAGGAGAAGGUGGCCAUCAAGAAGCUGUAUCGUCCCUUCCAGUCACUCAUCCACGCCAAGCGAGGCUACAGAGAACUGCGGCUGCUGCGACAUAUACAACACGAAAACGUGAUCUGCCUCCUAGACGUCUUCACACCUGAUAUUUCCCUGGAGAAAUUCCAGACUUUCUACUUGGUGAUGCCGUUCGUAGCUCAGGAUCUGGGUCACAUCAUGAAGAAACGGAGACUGACAGAUCGCAUCAUCACCUAUCUUUUUUACCAGCUUCUGCGGGGACUUAAGUACAUUCAUUCUGCUGGGAUCAUUCAUCGGGAUUUGAAGCCUGGCAACCUUGCUGUCAAUGAGAACUGUGAACUGAAGGUACAAACACACGCCCCCUGGAAGGGUGAUGACCACGUCCUCUCAGCGUUUUUCUACCUCUAUCAUCAGAUUCUGGAUUUCGGCCUGGCGAGACACACUGAGAGUGAAAUGACCGGCUACGUUGUGACUCGCUGGUACAGGGCUCCGGAGGUCAUCUUCAACUGGAUGCACUACAGCCAGACAGUGGAUGUGUGGUCAGCUGCCUGCAUCCUGGCGGAGAUGAUCACCGGGCAAGUUCUUUUCCCUGGACAUGACAGCAUUGAUCAGCUGAAAAAGAUCCUCCGACUGACCGGGACGCCAGACUCCUCUCUUGUCCAGAAGAUGCAGAGCAAAGACGCUCAGUCGUAUGUUCAGGGCCUCCCACCACAGAAGAAGAAAAACUUUCGGGAGGUGUUUUCAUCCAUGGAGGAAAAUGCUGUGUCGCUGUUGGAGGGGAUGCUGCUGCUGGAUCCGGAGACCAGACUGACAGCCCAGCAGGGGCUCUCUCACCCCUAUCUGGCUGAGUACCACGACCCGGAGUGCGAGCCGGACUCACCGCCCUAUGACGACUCCUUCGAGAGUCUGGAGCUGGCAGUCGGAGAGUGGAAGAGUCUGAUCCACAUGGAGAUAAUGACAUUCGACCCAGAUGACCCCAGUAAGACUGCUAUAUAGGGGGCAUUGUCAGGUCGCUGGACGUCCAGUCUGCAGUGCUGUUUGGACUGCUACAAACUUUUUUUUUUUUAAUGGAGGAAGAUGUUGCAGUACAUUCACAGGAACAACAAAAGGGGGUGACACCCCCAAAUGAGACGUUGUGAGACUGUAUUCUAUUCCUGUCCAGUUACAAGAUGGCAGGCUGAAUGGACUGAAACGUUGUGCUUAAAAAGAAAAAAGAAAAAGAAUAACAGCACUGCUUGAAAUUAAAAAUAAAUAAACCGUUCAAACAG
Synchiropus splendidus (mandarinfish) is the source of this 1478-nucleotide messenger RNA. Its product is annotated as STKc_p38 domain-containing protein. The record is from RefSeq and is a predicted model, not a curated record. Lineage: Eukaryota; Metazoa; Chordata; Actinopteri; Syngnathiformes; Callionymidae. Gene Ontology annotation, cellular component: cytoplasm; nucleus. Gene Ontology annotation, molecular function: ATP binding; MAP kinase activity. The transcript has 11 exons. Gene Ontology annotation, biological process: protein phosphorylation; intracellular signal transduction. Bases 43 to 1206 code for a protein of 387 amino acids.